Stereum hirsutum FP-91666 SS1 is the source of this 1218-nucleotide messenger RNA. RefSeq names its product SAICAR synthase-like protein. Lineage: Eukaryota; Fungi; Basidiomycota; Agaricomycetes; Russulales; Stereaceae. The transcript is spliced from 3 exons. Gene Ontology annotation, cellular component: cytoplasm; nucleus. Gene Ontology annotation, biological process: phosphatidylinositol phosphate biosynthetic process; inositol phosphate biosynthetic process. Gene Ontology annotation, molecular function: inositol hexakisphosphate kinase activity; inositol-1,4,5,6-tetrakisphosphate 3-kinase activity. The coding region runs from base 1 to 1218 and encodes 405 amino acids. The record is from RefSeq and is a predicted model, not a curated record.
AUGUCCGCCAUCGUGACCCCUUCCCCCAACAAUCUCAGCCUAAGCGCCACCCCGUCCUCCCUCUCCCCCUCUCCUUCCCCCUCCUCCGCCCCCUCCCGCUCACACAGCCCCUACCCCCCCUCGCACCCUCUCGAGCUCGCAAACCAAGUCGGCGGCCACUCCGGCGUACAGACGUCCGAGGACGGCUCGCUGGUAUUCAAGCCCGCCCUGCCGCUCGAACAUAAAUUCUAUGCGAGUGUACUGCAGAGUGAAGAUGGGGAGAAGCUGGGGUUGGGCGAUUUGAGGAGGUGGGUGCCGAGGUUUUAUGGGACGUUGAGGUUGGAGGGGGUGCAGGAUGAGAGGGGGAAUAUUGAGGAGGUGGAGGGGAAGGAGAAGAAGGAGACGUUGGUCCUGGAGAAUCUCACAACUCCGUUUCGUAAGCCUAACAUCCUCGAUAUCAAACUCGGGACCGUCCUCUACGACGACGACGCGAGCGAAGAGAAGAAGGCGCGUAUGUCGAAGACUGCACGGGACACGACAUCUUUCGAGACGGGCGUGCGAUUGACUGGAUUUCAGGUAUACGAUAAUACGACCUCGAAACCCGUCAAGACCUCCAAAUCCUACGGCAAAUCUAUCAAACCCAGCGACCUCCCCUCCGGAAUCGCACGCUUCUUCCCCGUCCCCUCCUCUUCUCCUUCCCCUUCUCCCUUCACCUCGACACCCGCCUCUCACCCCUCCGACCCGACGUUUCUCCUCCCCACCCUCCCUCAGGUAUCAUCUACAUCUACGCACAACCAAGGUCUCCCUGCGCACCUUCUUCUUCCUAUCCUCGAAGCGAUGUUGCUCGACGUGGAGAUGAUACGCGAGAUCGCGGGAUGUAUCGAGAUGAGGAUGAUCGCUUCGAGCUUUUUGUUCAUAUAUGAGGCGGAUAUAGAGAAAGCGAGGGAGGGUGUGAAGUGGAUGGAAGAACAUCCGAGUGGGCUGGAGAGUGAUGACGACGAUGACGAGGACGACGAGGACGAAGAGGAGGAGGAUGAAGACGAGAAGGCGAAGGAGAGGCCUGGUCCGCCGUAUAUCGUCAAGCUCAUAGACUUCGCGCAUACGAAGUUGACGCCUGGACAAGGGCCAGAUAAGGGGUUGUUGAAAGGGAUGGAUACGGUUAUUGAGUUGUUGGAGGGAAGGAUUGAGGAGGUGAAGAAGCUCGUGGAGGAAGAUAAGACCAAGGAAGCGGCGUCCUGA